Nerophis ophidion (straightnose pipefish) is the source of this 5452-nucleotide messenger RNA. It is a transcript of the gene osbp2a, whose product is annotated as oxysterol binding protein 2a. The record is from RefSeq and is a predicted model, not a curated record. Gene Ontology annotation, molecular function: cholesterol binding. Gene Ontology annotation, cellular component: cytosol; intracellular membrane-bounded organelle; membrane. Bases 247 to 2472 code for a protein of 741 amino acids. Lineage: Eukaryota; Metazoa; Chordata; Actinopteri; Syngnathiformes; Syngnathidae. The transcript is spliced from 14 exons.
CCGCCAAACGCCACCAGCUUCAUUAUCAAAAUGCCUCGUCUAAAAAAGUCGAAAGGAAAACACGGUUCCGUUUUAUUUAAAUGUUAUAUUUAAUUGUUUCGUCCUUGCCGACAUCAGGGCGGAGGUAUACUCCCUCCCGGGGGAGAUAGGUCCGGGUCCAGCGGUUAGCAUCCGCUUAGCUUAGCCGCGCAGCUGUGGUCCUCCGGAGCGAGUAAAGCGGCGGUUAUCUCGCCCCGCAGCCCGGACAUGGACGAGUUAGUGAGGCGUCUGCCCUCGCCGACUCUCCCGGGGAUGCACCUGCCGUGUCCGGACACCCACAAAGGCUGGCUCUUUAAAUGGACCAACUACCUGAAGGGCUACCAGCGCCGGUGGUUCGUCCUCAGCAACGGCCUGCUGUCCUACUACAGAACGCAGGCAGAGAUGGCGCACACCUGUCGAGGCACCAUCCCCAUGGCGGCCGCCCACAUCGAGCUGGGCGACACCUGCCACUUGAUGAUAACAAGCGCAGGACGCAGCUACCACCUGAAGACCACCUCUGAGGGGGAGUGUCAGCGCUGGGCCUCGGCCUUGCAGCAGGCCAAGGCCAAUGCCACCGCCUUGAUUCAGCACUCGGAUGACUCCGGAGAUGAAGGGACAAGUGUUCAGGAGGACGAUCGAGCCUCAAGCCAAAGCGCUCUGAAGACGUUGGCCAACAAGCUGGACGACUUGAGCACCUGUAAUGAUCUUUUAGGAAAGCAUGGCGCCGCCCUCCAGCGCUCCCUCAGCGAACUCGAGGAACUGCGCGGCUGCGUGGACAGCCCGGACAAAGUGAAAAGCGUUAACGAGCGAGCCACCCUUUUCCGCCUCACCUCCAAUGCUAUGAUCAAUGCUUGUCGUGAGUUCCUAGACGUAGCCGAAUCUCACAGCCGAAGGUGGCAAAAAGCCCUGCAGCAUGAGCGAGAGCAGCGUCACCAUCUGGAAGAAACCAUCGAGCAGCUAGCCAAACAACACAACAGCCUGGAGACGGCCUGGAAGGAGAAGCCCACCUCGUACGCAGGUGUGGAGAGAUCUCGCAAGGGGGACGAGAGCGAAGAAAAUGACGAAUUCUUUGAUGCCAUGGAGGACGCCCCUGCAUUCAUAACAGUGUCCACCAAUGCUGAGACGCAGCACAAACGCUCAGGGAGUACUCAGAGUAUGAUGAGCGGUGGAUUGCCUCAUGACUGGACCCACAACGAGAAUGACACCUCAGGCUCGAACCACAUGCAGCUCCAGAGAACACGACGCAGCCGCAUUCCCGACAAACCCAAUUAUUCCCUGAACCUGUGGAGCAUCAUGAAGAACUGCAUCGGAAAAGACCUGGCAAAGAUACCGAUGCCUGUCAACUUCAACGAGCCGCUGUCCAUGCUGCAGCGCCUGACCGAAGAUCUGGAGUACAGCGAGCUGCUGGACCGGGCGGCUCGCUGCGACUCCUCCCUGGAGCAGAUGUGCCUGGUGGCCGCCUUCUCGGUGUCCUCCUACUCCACCACCGUCCAUCGCACGGCCAAGCCCUUCAACCCUCUGCUGGGCGAGACGUACGAGCUGGAUCGCCUGGAGGAGUACGGCUACCGCUCCAUCUGCGAGCAGGUGAGUCAUCACCCCCCAGCCGCCGCCCACCACGUCAUCUCUCAGCGAGGAUGGACGCUCUGGCAAUCCAUCACGAUUGAUAGCAAAUUCCGUGGGAAGUACGUGUCCGUCAUGCCGCUAGGAAACAUCCACUUGCAGUUCCACUCCAGUGGGAACCACUACGUGUGGAGCAAAGUCACAUCAACGGUGCACAAUAUUAUCGUAGGGAAACUCUGGAUUGACCAGUCAGGGGACAUCGACGUGGUCAACAACACCACCAAGGACAUGUGUCACCUCAAGUUCUCCCCCUACAGCUACUUCUGUAGAGACGCCCCACGCAAGGUGACUGGCGUGGUGGAGGACAAAGAAGGCACAGCACAUUACAUCCUGUCAGGAACCUGGGAUGAGAAGAUGGAGAGCGGCAAGAUAGUGAACAGCAGCCAAGGCUGCGGAGGCUCCGAAGGCAAACAAAAGACGGUUUACCAGACUCUCCCCUCCAAACUUCUGUGGAAGAAAUACCCUCUCCCGGAUAACGCGGAGAACAUGCACUACUUCUCCGCCUUGGCUUUGACUUUGAACGAGCAGGAAGACGGCGUGGCGCCCACCGACAGCCGCCUGCGUCCCGACCAGCGGCUGAUGGAGGCCGGGCUGUGGGACGAAGCAAACGCCCACAAGCAGCGGCUGGAGGAAUGCCAGCGGCUGGAGAGGAAGAGGAGGGAGGUGCAAGCCACCCAAGCCCUGCAGGAAGGGCAAGAGGUGGAGGUGUACCAGCCUCUGUGGUUUGAGAAGAGACUGGACGACAGCACGAGAGAAAGCAGCUACAUCUACAGAGGAGGCUACUGGGAGGCCAAAGACAGGCAAGACUGGAGACAGUGCCCUGACAUCUUCUAGAACACAAACACUGUACUCAUGCUCACGAAAAAUGUCACUCCGACAAAUGCCAAGCUUUUCUGUCGGACAUGGAUCACAUACGAACCAAAAACUGACAGCCGUUGUUGUGUCUGGGAAGGAAAGAGAAGCUGAAUGUCUUUAUGCAUAAUUGCGACAAAAUCCUUCCGGGGUAAAUGACUUGACUCUCGCAGCAGGACUUUUUAAUGUGGGGCUGCAGGGUCAGCCAAAACCAAGACUGCUUUACAGGCAAACGCUUUGGAAAUAAUCAUUGUUGUUAUAGCAGUAGACUACAAUCAUUUUUCAUGUUAAAAGUAGAUUGACUAGUCGUGCUAGUGGUCAUUGUAGUAGAAUGCUACCGAUAGCUCGUAGAAAUAGACCUAAUGUCUACCUUUUACCUGGAGAAAGUGUCGGACAUCCCACAACAAAUACAGUAUAUUUAUUACAUGUCAAUAUUACCUGAGCGGGUCUAGCUUGUGCGAUGGAUUUAUUGCUGUAUCAUUGGAAUCGGUACCAAUACCAGUCAAAAGUAUGCAGACAUCCUCCAAUGUACAAACCCCAUUUCCAUAUGACUUGGGAAAUUGUGUUAGAUGUAAAUAUAAACGGAAUAUAAUGAUUUGCAAAUCUUUUUUAACCCAUAUUCAGUUGAAUAUGCUACAAAGACAACAUAUUUGAUGUUCAAGCUGAUAAACACUUUUUUUUGUGCAAAUAAUCAUUAACUUUAGAAUUUGAUGCCAGCAACACGUGAAAAAGAAGUUGGGAAAGGUGGGAAUAAAUACUGAUAAAGUUGAGCAAUGCUCAUCAAACACUUAUUUGGAACAUCCCACAAGUGUGCAGGCUAAUUGGGAAUAGGUGGGUGCCAUGAUUGGGUAUAAAAACAGCUUCCCAAAAAAUGCUCAGUCUUUCACAAGAAAGGAUGGGGCGAGGUACACCCCUUUGUCCACAACUGCGUGAACAAAUAGUCAAACUGUUUAAGAACAACGUUUCUCAAAGUGCAAUUGCAAGAAAUUUAGGGAUUUCAACAUCUACGGGCCAUAAUAUCAUCAAAAGGUUCAGAGAAUCUGAAGAAAUCACUCCACGUAAGCAGCAUGGCCGGAAACCAACAUUGAAUGACCGUGACCUUCGAUCCCUCAGACGGCACUGUAUCACAAACCGACAUCAAUAGCUGAAGGAUAUCACCACAUGGGAUCAGGAACACUUCAGAAAACCACCGUCACUAAAUACAGUUCGGCGCUACAUCUGUAAGUGUAAGUUAAAGCUCUACUAUGCAAAGCGAAAGACAUUCAUCAACAACAUCCAGAAACGCCGCAGGCUUCUCUGGGCCCGAGAUCAUCUAAGAUGGACUGAUGCAAAGUGGAAAAGUGUUCUGUGGUCUGACGAGUCCACAUUUCAAAUUGUUUUUGGAAAUAUUCGACAUUGUGUCAUAUAGCGAACCAUCCAGACUGUUAUCGACGCAAAGUUCAAAAGCCAGCAUCUGUGAUGGUAUGGGGGUGCAUUAGUGCCCAAGACAUGGGUAACUUACACAUCUGUGAAGGCACCAUUAAUGCUGAAAGGUACAUACAGGUUUUGGAACAACAUAUGCUGCCAUCUAAGCGCCGUCUUUUUCAUGGACGCCCCUGCUUAUUUUAGCAAGACAAUGCCAAGCCACAUUCAGCACGUGUUACAACAGCGUGACUUCGUAUAAAAAAGAGUGCGGGUACUUUCCUGGCCCGCCUGCAGUCCAGACAUGUCUCCCAUGGAAAAUGUGUGGCCAUUAUGAAGCGUAAAAUACGACAGCGGAGACCCCGGACUGUUGAACGACUGAAACUCUACAUAAAACAAGAAUGGGAAAGAAUUCCACUUUCAAAACUUCAACAAUUAGUUUCCUCAGUUCCCAAAUGUUUAUUGAGUGUUGUUAAAAAAAAGGUGAUGUAACACAGUGGUGAACAUGCCCUUUCCCAACUACUUUGGCACUUGUUGCAGACAUGAAAUUCUAAGUUAGUUAUUAUUUGCAAAAAAAAAAAAAGUUUGAGUUUGAACAUCAAAUAUCUUUUCUUUGUAGUGCAUUCAACUGAAUAUGGGUUGAAAAUGAUUUGCAAAUCAUUGUAUUCCGUUUAUAUUUACAUCCAACACAAUUUCCCAACUCUCAUGGAAACGGGGUUUGUAUAUAUAUACAAUUAUACUAGUCAACUGCAAUAAAUGUAUAUCCGUGCAUCCAUUUUUCUACCGCUUGUCCCUGUCGGGGUCGCGGGGAUGCUGGAGCCUAUCUCAUCUGCAUUCGGGCGGAUGGCAGAGUACACUCUGGACAAGUCGCCAGCUCAUCAUUGGGCCAAUACAGACAACAUCCAUUCACAUUAUGAAUUAAAAAUAACAACACACUUAAAUAAUAUUGGUAAUAUGGGUGGUUACCUUUUAGACAUGUACGCAAUAAGAAAGCUGCAGUUACUUGUGAAUAGAAUGAAAAUAGUGCAAAUUGUGUUUCUAUGUUGCACAAAAAAAUAGCCUACAGCAGCUUAGCUCUGACAUACGUGCACAAUAUAUUAUAAAUAGUAGUGACCUGUUUAUUUACGGGUUUUGUCGUGUAGACGUGAAUAACUCACUGGUUGAGUUUGGCCUGUAUAUAGCAAAACGUGUUAUUAUUCAGUUACUGUAGAAAUGAUACUUGAAUAUCCAUAUUUAACGAAAUGAUUUGUUGGUAAGGUGUUGGCUUGAAUUACUCACUUUAUGAGAUGCAUUGUUCCAAUAAAGCACAACUUAGAAGUUUACCUCCAACUUAAUACUACAUGUUACCUAAAUAACUGAGGUUUUGAUGCACUACAUGUACUGUACAUGUACCGUACUGUAGCUAUGCAUGUUUUUUAGGGGGGAUGGUGCAAAGUCGUGUCCCUUUCACCCGGACUCUCAUUACUGAAAUGUGAUGUGAAAUCACCAUUUGUGCCCAAAGACCUUUGAAAAUGUUACUUUUUUUUUUUUUUUUAGCUCAAAUAAAAAACAUGAAGGUGUC